GUGUUUUCACCCUCACGGAAGGCUGACGCCACUCUCUGCCGCAGAAACGUUCCCAAAUCACGGCUUUUCUUGGCAUCGUCCCGCGGCCAUUCCUCACACAGCUUUAAGAACCGACGGUACCUGGUAGCAGACAUCUUUGGACAUGUAAAGGUGAUCGCGUUCGAGUUAGCAAGAUGAGCGGAUCAGAAGGUAAAAAGGGCUCUUCCUCCGGUGUGAUGGAGUGGAUCGGUUCAGCUUGUCGGUUUGCGACAGACAGAAACGACUUCAGAAGGAAUCUUCUGGUCAACCUGGGCCUGUUUGCAGCUGGUGUCUGGGUUGCACGAAAUCUCUCCGAUUUUGACCUGAUGUCUCCUCAGCCCGUGACAUAACCUGGUCAAAAUACACCACAGCCAAAACCAGGAUGAUGGUGUCUUGGACCAGCAAAAAAGAAACAAGGGACAUCAUCAUUUUAUUACUUUGUUACACUUUGAAAACAAAUCAUCUUGUUAACCUGAAUUUGGUUCACUUUUCUGUUGAAUAACUCUUUUCAUGUCAUCUUACAGUAGGUGGCUUGAAGACAAAUAAUUGCGUUGAA
Molecule: messenger RNA, 574 nt
Organism: Micropterus dolomieu (smallmouth bass)
Lineage: Eukaryota; Metazoa; Chordata; Actinopteri; Centrarchiformes; Centrarchidae
Gene: tomm6
Product: translocase of outer mitochondrial membrane 6 homolog (yeast)
Exons: 4
Coding region: 174-368 (64 amino acids)
Cellular component (GO): mitochondrial outer membrane translocase complex
Source: RefSeq, a predicted model, not a curated record